GAUAUCUCAUUUGGUUGCUUGAACACACAAGUUAUGAGCAUGACAAAUAUUUUACCGUUAAUAACUUUUCUUGGAUAUUUACAUGCUGACGAAUAUCGUCAAUGCACUGGACAAGGGGGCUGUUGCGAUGGAUACCAUUUUGAUUCAGACAUACGGAAGUGUACAAGAUGUGCUGAUGGCUACUCUGGACCUGAUUGUAUGUAUCCAUGUCCUUAUCCUGGAUACGGAUUUAAAUGUCAGAUGACCUGUGACUGCGCAGAGACAUACUGUAAUGUGGCGGUGGGCUGUCCAUCAGACAGUAGUACUGAAAUUCAAAGUUUUCCAUUUAGCAGUACACUCACUGCUGGCGUCCAAGACGUGAAGAAAACCAGAGAUGUCUCCGAGAAAACGAAAGAGUUUACAACGGGACCAAGUUCCUUAAAGUCAUCGGAUUCCAGUUUAAAUAACCGAAUUUUAUACCACCCAGUGGGAAGUCUACAGCGCUGUAUCUUUGACCGAGGGAAAAUGCCUUGGAGGCCGCCUGGUUUGAUGUGAGGAUCCGGGUUACAAUAGGUCCUCAGUAUCCCUUGCUUGUGAACUAAACUGGGCGGUCCUUCGGAUGAGACCGCAAAAUCCGAGGCCCGUAUCACAGCAGGUGUGACACGUUAAAGAUCCAUCUCUGCUCAAAGGCCGUAAGCGCAUAGCAUAGACCUAAAUUUUGCAGCACUUCACUGGCAAUGGUGACGCCUCCAUAUUAGUGAAAAAUUCUCAAGAGGGACGAAUAACAUUAGAAAACCACACCAAACGUGCCCAUAGCAACCCACCAGCUCCAACACGUAGUAGGAAAUGAGUGUAAAUCAAUGCCAGGAUUCGUUGGAAAUUUUACUAACCAUUCCUUACGAGCGACCACUGCUGCAAGAUUAUAAUUUGUAGAGACAACAGGGUAGCGUUUAAAUGCCGCCAGGACUUGUAAACGAACAUCAAAUGAUCAAAUAAUGGAAGUUUGUAAUGCUGUUCCAAAUGUCUUCUAAAAAUAUGGAGACUGCUACGAGUAAAGAAAUCAGUGUUUCCAGGCAGAUAAAUACUAUUGUUGGUGAUAGAAAUCAGUGUUUCCAGGCAGAUAAAUACUAUCGCUGGUGAUAGAAAUCAGUGUUUCCAGGCAGAUAAAUACUAUCGCUGGUGAUGUUUCUGGGCACGUGCGCUUGUGAUUCAUUAUAUUUCCCCUUUUUGUGUUUGUAUUAAAGCAUUAUUUCAAUCCA
Messenger RNA from Ostrea edulis (European flat oyster), 1238 nucleotides. RefSeq names its product cell death abnormality protein 1-like. The record is from RefSeq and is a predicted model, not a curated record. The transcript has 5 exons. The coding region runs from base 34 to 534 and encodes 166 amino acids. Lineage: Eukaryota; Metazoa; Mollusca; Bivalvia; Ostreida; Ostreidae.